AAAUCUUUGGUACUCGCGUUCUUCCAUGAAAUAUUUAUUGAAUUUCAUUCAAUAAUCUAGAUGGAAGAAAGUUAUUUUUUAAAUCCACAUGUGCUUGAACGGCAGCGAGUAUAUCCUUCCUAUACUCUCCAGUCUACUACCCUUUCAUGGAUCCAAAAACGUGGGAACGCUACCCUACCGAACUGCACACCCUCUAUAAAGAACCACGAGAGUUUCCCAUCCUCAUCCUAGCUAUUCAUACUCGCAUCAAAACCACCGGGCUGUUUACCGGCGGCUUCGGACGUGCUUUUCCGGUUGUCAUGGACUCACACGUACCAUCCCAUCAAACUGGUUCAUGGACCAACGAGAAGCACGUGCGCUUCUUGAACACCAUGGAGGCCUCGUUUGUGCGUUCAAUGUUUGAGAGCAACGAUCGGAAUGUUCUCCGUCUGGACCGUCACUUACCGGACAGCUCGGAGUCGACCUUAGAUUCGAAGGCACAGAGGAGAGAAAAGCAGUACGGCACCUCCGGCGGGGGAUCCAGAAUAGACAGCCCUAGAGCUGACAAGAGACCAAGGACUAGAGUGUCAUCCCGCCCCUGCAAUCCAUCAAAAGAUCAGAUUUUUGUGUCCCAACAGGUGGUCCCGCAGCUGGAAAGUAAAACAGGUGGUGAUCAAGAUGGGACAUGAGGGAGACCCUUUAAUGUACCGGUGGCACCUGUCAUCUGUGAAAGAUUCUUUCUGUAGUAAAUUUUUUCUUUUCUGCUGUGUUUUUUUUCACCCUUAUCUCUAUGGCUGGAAGGUUUGUGCAUGGGAGCACCAUUUUAGUGCACUUUAAAGGACUGAAUGUGCUGUGCUAGUGGCCAUUUUAGAUAUAGGUGUCACACCCAUUUUGUAUAUUCUUCUGGAUCGUCAAUUUGGUUCAGUGCCACGGUGUGUUUUAGGUUGAAAAAUAGUGUUUUCUUCUUUUUAGUAUUCCUAGUAAAGUUUGCUAUUAACUUGUUCCCUUUAUGACCUUUGCUUUAAAGAUUGUUUAUAUGAGAUAGGUUGCUUAA
Messenger RNA from Carya illinoinensis, 1033 nucleotides. RefSeq lists its product as uncharacterized. The transcript is spliced from 3 exons. NCBI's taxonomy places the organism in Eukaryota, Viridiplantae, Streptophyta, Magnoliopsida, Fagales, Juglandaceae. The coding region runs from base 147 to 668 and encodes 173 amino acids. Gene Ontology annotation, biological process: response to cold; regulation of circadian rhythm. The record is from RefSeq and is a predicted model, not a curated record.